GAACCAUACUACAAGAACAGCCAUGCAUGUGUAGUGCUGAGAGUCUGUAUGUGCAAGCAGACAUGCAUAGCAUGUGCACAUGCACUCACCAGCAGCGCAGGCGCUCACCUGGUGAGGCGAGGGGUGGGGGCAGAUGGCAGCGUGCAGGGCACUGGCGCACUGACUGCGGCGAGGGAGAAGAGAGUGGGGAGAGGGAGGACGGCGGAGUGACGCAUGGUGAUGGCUUCAGUGGUGGGAGGCGGAAGCAAGCACAACAGACGGCCACACGGAUGAGCAUGCGCGGAGAUGACCAUGACAUGUUUCCUUCCACACCCAUGGACCAUGACAUGUUUCCUUCCACACCCAUGGACCAUGACAUGUUUCCUUCCACACCCAUGGACCAUGACAUGUUUCCUCCCACACCCAUGGACCAUGACAUGUUUCCUUCCACACCCAUGGACCAUGACAUGUUUCCUCCCACACCCAUGGACCAUGACAUGUUUCCUUCCACACCCAUGGACCAUGACAUGUUUCCUUCCACACCCAUGGACCAUGACAUGUUUCCUUCCACACCCAUGGACCAUGACAUGUUUCCUUCCACACCCAUGGACCAUGACAUGUUUCCUUCCACACCCAUGGACCAUGACAUGUUUCCUUCCACACCCAUGGACCAUGACAUGUUUCCUUCCACACCCAUGGACCAUGACAUGUUUCCUCCCACACCCAUGGACCAUGACAUGUUUCCUCCCACACCCAUGGACCAUGACAUGUUUCCUUCCACACCCAUGGACCAUGACAUGUUUCCUUCCACACCCAUGGACCAUGACAUGUUUCCUUCCACACCCAUGGACCAUGACAUGUUUCCUCCCACACCCAUGGACCAUGACAUGUUUCCUCCCACACCCAUGGACCAUGACAUGUUUCCUCCCACACCCAUGGACCAUGACAUGUUUCCUCCCACACCCAUGGACCAUGACAUGUUUCCUUCCACACCCAUGGACCAUGACAUGUUUCCUUCCACACCCAUGGACCAUGACAUGUUUCCUCCCACACCCAUGGACCAUGACAUGUUUCCUCCCACACCCAUGGACCAUGACAUGUUUCCUUCCACACCCAUGGACCAUGACAUGUUUCCUUCCACACCCAUGGACCAUGACAUGUUUCCUUCCACACCCAUGGACCAUGACAUGUUUCUUCCCACACCCAUGGACCAUGACAUGUUUCUUCCCACACCCAUGGACCAUGACAUGUUUCCUUCCACACCCAUGGACCAUGACAUGUUUCCUCCCACACCCAUGGACCAUGACAUGUUUCCUUCCACACCCAUGGACCACGACAUGUUUCCUUCCACACCCAUGGACCAUGACAUGUUUCCUUCCACACCCAUGGACCAUGACAUGUUUCCUUCCACACCCAUGGACCAUGACAUGUUUCCUCCCACACCCAUGGACCAUGACAUGUUUCCUUCCACACCCAUGGACCAUGACAUGUUUCCUCCCACACCCAUGGACCAUGACAUGUUUCCUUCCACACCCAUGGACCAUGACAUGUUUCCUUCCACACCCAUGGACCAUGACAUGUUUCCUUCCACACCCAUGGACCAUGACAUGUUUCCUUCCACACCCAUGGACCAUGACAUGUUUCCUUCCACACCCAUGGACCAUGACAUGUUUCCUUCCACACCCAUGGACCAUGACAUGUUUCCUUCCACACCCAUGGACCAUGACAUGUUUCCUCCCACACCCAUGGACCAUGACAUGUUUCCUCCCACACCCAUGGACCAUGACAUGUUUCCUUCCACACCCAUGGACCAUGACAUGUUUCCUUCCACACCCAUGGACCAUGACAUGUUUCCUUCCACACCCAUGGACCAUGACAUGUUUCCUCCCACACCCAUGGACCAUGACAUGUUUCCUCCCACACCCAUGGACCAUGACAUGUUUCCUUCCACACCCAUGGACCAUGACAUGUUUCCUUCCACACCCAUGGACCAUGACAUGUUUCCUCCCACACCCAUGGACCAUGACAUGUUUCCUCCCACACCCAUGGACCAUGACAUGUUUCCUUCCACACCCAUGGACCAUGACAUGUUUCCUUCCACACCCAUGGACCAUGACAUGUUUCCUUCCACACCCAUGGACCAUGACAUGUUUCUUCCCACACCCAUGGACCAUGACAUGUUUCUUCCCACACCCAUGGACCAUGACAUGUUUCCUUCCACACCCAUGGACCAUGACAUGUUUCCUCCCACACCCAUGGACCAUGACAUGUUUCCUUCCACACCCAUGGACCAUGACAUGUUUCCUUCCACACCCAUGGACCAUGACAUGUUUCCUUCCACACCCAUGGACCAUGACAUGUUUCCUUCCACACCCAUGGACCAUGACAUGUUUCCUUCCACACCCAUGGACCAUGACAUGUUUCCUUCCACACCCAUGGACCAUGACAUGUUUCCUCCCACACCCAUGGACCAUGACAUGUUUCCUUCCACACCCAUGGACCAUGACAUGUUUCCUUCCACACCCAUGGACCAUGACAUGUUUCCUUCCACACCCAUGGACCAUGACAUGUUUCUUCCCACACCCAUGGACCAUGACAUGUUUCCUUCCACACCCAUGGACCAUGACAUGUUUCCUUCCACACCCAUGGACCAUGACAUGUUUCCUUCCACACCCAUGGACCAUGACAUGUUUCUUCCCACACCCAUGGACCAUGACAUGUUUCUUCCCACACCCAUGGACCAUGACAUGUUUCCUUCCACACCCAUGGACCAUGACAUGUUUCCUUCCACACCCAUGGACCAUGACAUGUUUCCUUCCACACCCAUGGACCAUGACAUGUUUCCUUCCACACCCAUGGACCAUGACAUGUUUCCUUCCACACCCAUGGACCAUGACAUGUUUCCUCCCACACCCAUGGACCAUGACAUGUUUCCUUCCACACCCAUGGACCAUGACAUGUUUCCUUCCACACCCAUGGACCAUGACAUGUUUCCUUCCACACCCAUGGACCAUGACAUGUUUCCUCCCACACCCAUGGACCAUGACAUGUUUCCUUCCACACCCAUGGACCAUGACAUGUUUCCUUCCACACCCAUGGACCAUGACAUGUUUCCUUCCACACCCAUGGACCAUGACAUGUUUCCUUCCACACCCAUGGACCAUGACAUGUUUCCUUCCACACCCAUGGACCAUGACAUGUUUCCUCCCACACCCAUGGACCAUGACAUGUUUCCUCCCACACCCAUGGACCAUGACAUGUUUCCUUCCACACCCAUGGACCAUGACAUGUUUCCUUCCACACCCAUGGACCAUGACAUGUUUCCUUCCACACCCAUGGACCAUGACAUGUUUCCUCCCACACCCAUGGACCAUGACAUGUUUCCUCCCACACCCAUGGACCAUGACAUGUUUCCUUCCACACCCAUGGACCAUGACAUGUUUCCUUCCACACCCAUGGACCAUGACAUGUUUCCUCCCACACCCAUGGACCAUGACAUGUUUCCUUCCACACCCAUGGACCAUGACAUGUUUCCUUCCACACCCAUGGACCAUGACAUGUUUCCUUCCACACCCAUGGACCAUGACAUGUUUCCUCCCACACCCAUGGACCAUGACAUGUUUCCUUCCACACCCAUGGACCAUGACAUGUUUCCUUCCACACCCAUGGACCAUGACAUGUUUCCUUCCACACCCAUGGACCAUGACAUGUUUCCUCCCACACCCAUGGACCAUGACAUGUUUCCUUCCACACCCAUGGACCAUGACAUGUUUCCUUCCACACCCAUGGACCAUGACAUGUUUCCUUCCACACCCAUGGACCAUGACAUGUUUCCUCCCACACCCAUGGACCAUGACAUGUUUCCUUCCACACCCAUGGACCAUGACAUGUUUCCUUCCACACCCAUGGACCAUGACAUGUUUCCUUCCACACCCAUGGACCAUGACAUGUUUCCUUCCACACCCAUGGACCAUGACAUGUUUCCUUCCACACCCAUGGACCAUGACAUGUUUCCUUCCACACCCAUGGACCAUGACAUGUUUCUUCCCACACCCAUGGACCAUGACAUGUUUCUUCCCACACCCAUGGACCAUGACAUGUUUCCUUCCACACCCAUGGACCAUGACAUGUUUCCUUCCACACCCAUGGACCAUGACAUGUUUCCUUCCACACCCAUGGACCAUGACAUGUUUCUUCCCACACCCAUGGACCAUGACAUGUUUCUUCCCACACCCAUGGACCAUGACAUGUUUCCUCCCACACCCAUGGACCAUGACAUGUUUCCUUCCACACCCAUGGACCAUGACAUGUUUCCUUCCACACCCAUGGACCAUGACAUGUUUCCUCCCACACCCAUGGACCAUGACAUGUUUCCUUCCACACCCAUGGACCAUGACAUGUUUCCUUCCACACCCAUGGACCAUGACAUGUUUCCUUCCACACCCAUGGACCAUGACAUGUUUCCUUCCACACCCAUGGACCAUGACAUGUUUCCUCCCACACCCAUGGACCAUGACAUGUUUCCUUCCACACCCAUGGACCAUGACAUGUUUCCUUCCACACCCAUGGACCAUGACAUGUUUCCUUCCACACCCAUGGACCAUGACAUGUUUCUUCCCACACCCAUGGACCAUGACAUGUUUCCUCCCACACCCAUGGACCAUGACAUGUUUCCUUCCACACCCAUGGACCAUGACAUGUUUCCUCCCACACCCAUGGACCAUGACAUGUUUCCUUCCACACCCAUGGACCAUGACAUGUUUCCUUCCACACCCAUGGACCAUGACAUGUUUCCUCCCACACCCAUGGACCAUGACAUGUUUCCUCCCACACCCAUGGACCAUGACAUGUUUCCUCCCACACCCAUGGACCAUGACAUGUUUCCUUCCACACCCAUGGACCAUGACAUGUUUCCUUCCACACCCAUGGACCAUGACAUGUUUCCUUCCACACCCAUGGACCAUGACAUGUUUCCUUCCACACCCAUGGACCAUGACAUGUUUCCUUCCACACCCAUGGACCAUGACAUGUUUCCUCCCACACCCAUGGACCAUGACAUGUUUCCUUCCACACCCAUGGACCAUGACAUGUUUCCUUCCACACCCAUGGACCAUGACAUGUUUCCUUCCACACCCAUGGACCAUGACAUGUUUCCUUCCACACCCAUGGACCAUGACAUGUUUCCUUCCACACCCAUGGACCAUGACAUGUUUCCUUCCACACCCAUGGACCAUGACAUGUUUCUUCCCACACCCAUGGACCAUGACAUGUUUCUUCCCACACCCAUGGACCAUGACAUGUUUCCUCCCACACCCAUGGACCAUGACAUGUUUCCUUCCACACCCAUGGACCAUGACAUGUUUCCUUCCACACCCAUGGACCAUGACAUGUUUCCUUCCACACCCAUGGACCAUGACAUGUUUCCUCCCACACCCAUGGACCAUGACAUGUUUCCUUCCACACCCAUGGACCAUGACAUGUUUCCUUCCACACCCAUGGACCAUGACAUGUUUCUUCCCACACCCAUGGACCAUGACAUGUUUCCUCCCACACCCAUGGACCAUGACAUGUUUCCUUCCACACCCAUGGACCAUGACAUGUUUCCUUCCACACCCAUGGACCAUGACAUGUUUCCUUCCACACCCAUGGACCAUGACAUGUUUCCUCCCACACCCAUGGACCAUGACAUGUUUCCUUCCACACCCAUGGACCAUGACAUGUUUCCUUCCACACCCAUGGACCAUGACAUGUUUCUUCCCACACCCAUGGACCAUGACAUGUUUCCUCCCACACCCAUGGACCAUGACAUGUUUCCUUCCACACCCAUGGACCAUGACAUGUUUCCUUCCACACCCAUGGACCAUGACAUGUUUCCUUCCACACCCAUGGACCAUGACAUGUUUCCUCCCACACCCAUGGACCAUGACAUGUUUCUUCCCACACCCAUGGACCAUGACAUGUUUCCUCCCACACCCAUGGACCAUGACAUGUUUCCUUCCACACCCAUGGACCAUGACAUGUUUCCUUCCACACCCAUGGACCAUGACAUGUUUCCUCCCACACCCAUGGACCAUGACAUGUUUCCUUCCACACCCAUGGACCAUGACAUGUUUCCUUCCACACCCAUGGACCAUGACAUGUUUCCUUCCACACCCAUGGACCAUGACAUGUUUCCUCCCACACCCAUGGACCAUGACAUGUUUCCUCCCACACCCAUGGACCAUGACAUGUUUCCUUCCACACCCAUGGACCAUGACAUGUUUCCUUCCACACCCAUGGACCAUGACAUGUUUCCUUCCACACCCAUGGACCAUGACAUGUUUCUUCCCACACCCAUGGACCAUGACAUGUUUCUUCCCACACCCAUGGACCAUGACAUGUUUCCUCCCACACCCAUGGACCAUGACAUGUUUCCUUCCACACCCAUGGACCAUGACAUGUUUCCUUCCACACCCAUGGACCAUGACAUGUUUCCUCCCACACCCAUGGACCAUGACAUGUUUCCUUCCACACCCAUGGACCAUGACAUGUUUCCUUCCACACCCAUGGACCAUGACAUGUUUCCUUCCACACCCAUGGACCAUGACAUGUUUCCUUCCACACCCAUGGACCAUGACAUGUUUCCUUCCACACCCAUGGACCAUGACAUGUUUCCUCCCACACCCAUGGACCAUGACAUGUUUCCUUCCACACCCAUGGACCAUGACAUGUUUCUUCCCACACCCAUGGACCAUGACAUGUUUCCUCCCACACCCAUGGACCAUGACAUGUUUCCUUCCACACCCAUGGACCAUGACAUGUUUCCUUCCACACCCAUGGACCAUGACAUGUUUCCUUCCACACCCAUGGACCAUGACAUGUUUCCUUCCACACCCAUGGACCAUGACAUGUUUCCUCCCACACCCAUGGACCAUGACAUGUUUCCUUCCACACCCAUGGACCAUGACAUGUUUCCUCCCACACCCAUGGACCAUGACAUGUUUCCUUCCACACCCAUGGACCAUGACAUGUUUCCUCCCACACCCAUGGACCAUGACAUGUUUCCUCCCACACCCAUGGACCAUGACAUGUUUCCUUCCACACCCAUGGACCAUGACAUGUUUCUUCCCACACCCAUGGACCAUGACAUGUUUCUUCCCACACCCAUGGACCAUGACAUGUUUCCUCCCACACCCAUGGACCAUGACAUGUUUCCUUCCACACCCAUGGACCAUGACAUGUUUCCUUCCACACCCAUGGACCAUGACAUGUUUCCUUCCACACCCAUGGACCAUGACAUGUUUCCUUCCACACCCAUGGACCAUGACAUGUUUCCUCCCACACCCAUGGACCAUGACAUGUUUCCUUCCACACCCAUGGACCAUGACAUGUUUCUUCCCACACCCAUGGACCAUGACAUGUUUCUUCCCACACCCAUGGACCAUGACAUGUUUCCUCCCACACCCAUGGACCAUGACAUGUUUCCUUCCACACCCAUGGACCAUGACAUGUUUCCUUCCACACCCAUGGACCAUGACAUGUUUCCUCCCACACCCAUGGACCAUGACAUGUUUCCUUCCACACCCAUGGACCAUGACAUGUUUCCUUCCACACCCAUGGACCAUGACAUGUUUCCUCCCACACCCAUGGACCAUGACAUGUUUCCUUCCACACCCAUGGACCAUGACAUGUUUCCUUCCACACCCAUGGACCAUGACAUGUUUCCUUCCACACCCAUGGACCAUGACAUGUUUCCUUCCACACCCAUGGACCAUGACAUGUUUCCUUCCACACCCAUGGACCAUGACAUGUUUCCUUCCACACCCAUGGACCAUGACAUGUUUCCUUCCACACCCAUGGACCAUGACAUGUUUCCUUCCACACCCAUGGACCAUGACAUGUUUCCUCCCACACCCAUGGACCAUGACAUGUUUCCUUCCACACCCAUGGACCAUGACAUGUUUCCUCCCACACCCAUGGACCAUGACAUGUUUCCUUCCACACCCAUGGACCAUGACAUGUUUCCUCCCACACCCAUGGACCAUGACAUGUUUCCUCCCACACCCAUGGACCAUGACAUGUUUCCUUCCACACCCAUGGACCAUGACAUGUUUCUUCCCACACCCAUGGACCAUGACAUGUUUCCUCCCACACCCAUGGACCAUGACAUGUUUCCUUCCACACCCAUGGACCAUGACAUGUUUCCUUCCACACCCAUGGACCAUGACAUGUUUCCUUCCACACCCAUGGACCAUGACAUGUUUCCUUCCACACCCAUGGACCAUGACAUGUUUCCUCCCACACCCAUGGACCAUGACAUGUUUCCUCCCACACCCAUGGACCAUGACAUGUUUCCUUCCACACCCAUGGACCAUGACAUGUUUCUUCCCACACCCAUGGACCAUGACAUGUUUCUUCCCACACCCAUGGACCAUGACAUGUUUCCUCCCACACCCAUGGACCAUGACAUGUUUCCUUCCACACCCAUGGACCAUGACAUGUUUCCUUCCACACCCAUGGACCAUGACAUGUUUCCUCCCACACCCAUGGACCAUGACAUGUUUCCUUCCACACCCAUGGACCAUGACAUGUUUCCUUCCACACCCAUGGACCAUGACAUGUUUCCUCCCACACCCAUGGACCAUGACAUGUUUCCUUCCACACCCAUGGACCAUGACAUGUUUCCUUCCACACCCAUGGACCAUGACAUGUUUCCUUCCACACCCAUGGACCAUGACAUGUUUCCUUCCACACCCAUGGACCAUGACAUGUUUCCUUCCACACCCAUGGACCAUGACAUGUUUCCUCCCACACCCAUGGACCAUGACAUGUUUCCUCCCACACCCAUGGACCAUGACAUGUUUCCUUCCACACCCAUGGACCAUGACAUGUUUCUUCCCACACCCAUGGACCAUGACAUGUUUCUUCCCACACCCAUGGACCAUGACAUGUUUCCUCCCACACCCAUGGACCAUGACAUGUUUCCUUCCACACCCAUGGACCAUGACAUGUUUCUUCCCACACCCAUGGACCAUGACAUGUUUCUUCCCACACCCAUGGACCAUGACAUGUUUCCUUCCACACCCAUGGACCAUGACAUGUUUCUUCCCACACCCAUGGACCAUGACAUGUUUCCUUCCACACCCAUGGACCAUGACAUGUUUCCUUCCACACCCAUGGACCAUGACAUGUUUCCUCCCACACCCAUGGACCAUGACAUGUUUCCUUCCACACCCAUGGACCAUGACAUGUUUCCUCCCACACCCAUGGACCAUGACAUGUUUCCUUCCACACCCAUGGACCAUGACAUGUUUCUUCCCACACCCAUGGACCAUGACAUGUUUCUUCCCACACCCAUGGACCAUGACAUGUUUCCUCCCACACCCAUGGACCAUGACAUGUUUCCUUCCACACCCAUGGACCAUGACAUGUUUCUUCCCACACCCAUGGACCAUGACAUGUUUCUUCCCACACCCAUGGACCAUGACAUGUUUCCUUCCACACCCAUGGACCAUGACAUGUUUCCUUCCACACCCAUGGACCAUGACAUGUUUCCUCCCACACCCAUGGACCAUGACAUGUUUCCUUCCACACCCAUGGACCAUGACAUGUUUCUUCCCACACCCAUGGACCAUGACAUGUUUCUUCCCACACCCAUGGACCAUGACAUGUUUCCUUCCACACCCAUGGACCAUGACAUGUUUCCUUCCACACCCAUGGACCAUGACAUGUUUCCUCCCACACCCAUGGACCAUGACAUGUUUCCUUCCACACCCAUGGACCAUGACAUGUUUCUUCCCACACCCAUGGACCAUGACAUGUUUCUUCCCACACCCAUGGACCAUGACAUGUUUCCUCCCACACCCAUGGACCAUGACAUGUUUCCUUCCACACCCAUGGACCAUGACAUGUUUCUUCCCACACCCAUGGACCAUGACAUGUUUCUUCCCACACCCAUGGACCAUGACAUGUUUCUUCCCACACCCAUGGACCAUGACAUGUUUCCUCCCACACCCAUGGACCAUGACAUGUUUCCUUCCACACCCAUGGACCAUGACAUGUUUCUUCCCACACCCAUGGACCAUGACAUGUUUCCUCCCACACCCAUGGACCAUGACAUGUUUCCUCCCACACCCAUGGACCAUGACAUGUUUCCUUCCACACCCAUGGACCAUGACAUGUUUCUUCCCACACCCAUGGACCAUGACAUGUUUCUUCCCACACCCAUGGACCAUGACAUGUUUCCUUCCACACCCAUGGACCAUGACAUGUUUCCUUCCACACCCAUGGACCAUGACAUGUUUCCUUCCACACCCAUGGACCAUGACAUGUUUCCUCCCACACCCAUGGACCAUGACAUGUUUCCUUCCACACCCAUGGACCAUGACAUGUUUCCUCCCACACCCAUGGACCAUGACAUGUUUCCUUCCACACCCAUGGACCAUGACAUGUUUCUUCCCACACCCAUGGACCAUGACAUGUUUCUUCCCACACCCAUGGACCAUGACAUGUUUCCUCCCACACCCAUGGACCAUGACAUGUUUCCUUCCACACCCAUGGACCAUGACAUGUUUCUUCCCACACCCAUGGACCAUGACAUGUUUCUUCCCACACCCAUGGACCAUGACAUGUUUCCUUCCACACCCAUGGACCAUGACAUGUUUCCUCCCACACCCAUGGACCAUGACAUGUUUCCUUCCACACCCAUGGACCAUGACAUGUUUCCUUCCACACCCAUGGACCAUGACAUGUUUCCUCCCACACCCAUGGACCAUGACAUGUUUCCUUCCACACCCAUGGACCAUGACAUGUUUCUUCCCACACCCAUGGACCAUGACAUGUUUCUUCCCACACCCAUGGACCAUGACAUGUUUCCUCCCACACCCAUGGACCAUGACAUGUUUCCUUCCACACCCAUGGACCAUGACAUGUUUCUUCCCACACCCAUGGACCAUGACAUGUUUCUUCCCACACCCAUGGACCAUGACAUGUUUCUUCCCACACCCAUGGACCAUGACAUGUUUCCUCCCACACCCAUGGACCAUGACAUGUUUCCUUCCACACCCAUGGACCAUGACAUGUUUCCUCCCACACCCAUGGACCAUGACAUGUUUCCUUCCACACCCAUGGACCAUGACAUGUUUCUUCCCACACCCAUGGACCAUGACAUGUUUCCUCCCACACCCAUGGACCAUGACAUGUUUCCUUCCACACCCAUGGACCAUGACAUGUUUCCUCCCACACCCAUGGACCAUGACAUGUUUCCUCCCACACCCAUGGACCAUGACAUGUUUCUUCCCACACCCAUGGACCAUGACAUGUUUCCUCCCACACCCAUGGACCAUGACAUGUUUCCUUCCACACCCAUGGACCAUGACAUGUUUCCUCCCACACCCAUGGACCAUGACAUGUUUCCUUCCACACCCAUGGACCAUGACAUGUUUCUUCCCACACCCAUGGACCAUGACAUGUUUCUUCCCACACCCAUGGACCAUGACAUGUUUCCUCCCACACCCAUGGACCAUGACAUGUUUCCUUCCACACCCAUGGACCAUGACAUGUUUCUUCCCACACCCAUGGACCAUGACAUGUUUCUUCCCACACCCAUGGACCAUGACAUGUUUCUUCCCACACCCAUGGACCAUGACAUGUUUCCUCCCACACCCAUGGACCAUGACAUGUUUCCUUCCACACCCAUGGACCAUGACAUGUUUCCUUCCACACCCAUGGACCAUGACAUGUUUCCUCCCACACCCAUGGACCAUGACAUGUUUCCUUCCACACCCAUGGACCAUGACAUGUUUCUUCCCACACCCAUGGACCAUGACAUGUUUCCUCCCACACCCAUGGACCAUGACAUGUUUCCUUCCACACCCAUGGACCAUGACAUGUUUCCUCCCACACCCAUGGACCAUGACAUGUUUCCUCCCACACCCAUGGACCAUGACAUGUUUCUUCCCACACCCAUGGACCAUGACAUGUUUCCUCCCACACCCAUGGACCAUGACAUGUUUCCUUCCACACCCAUGGACCAUGACAUGUUUCCUCCCACACCCAUGGACCAUGACAUGUUUCCUUCCACACCCAUGGACCAUGACAUGUUUCUUCCCACACCCAUGGACCAUGACAUGUUUCCUCCCACACCCAUGGACCAUGACAUGUUUCCUUCCACACCCAUGGACCAUGACAUGUUUCCUCCCACACCCAUGGACCAUGACAUGUUUCCUUCCACACCCAUGGACCAUGACAUGUUUCCUCCCACACCCAUGGACCAUGACAUGUUUCCUUCCACACCCAUGGACCAUGACAUGUUUCCUUCCACACCCAUGGACCAUGACAUGUUUCCUCCCACACCCAUGGACCAUGACAUGUUUCCUUCCACACCCAUGGACCAUGACAUGUUUCUUCCCACACCCAUGGACCAUGACAUGUUUCCUCCCACACCCAUGGACCAUGACAUGUUUCCUUCCACACCCAUGGACCAUGACAUGUUUCCUCCCACACCCCUUUGUUACCACCGCACCAUGCCAUGCCAUGCCAUGCCGUGCGGGCGGGAAAGGUUCCUGGUGGCGGAUGGCAGAGACAACGAGGUUGAGGAACUGGUGGCGCUGCUCGCCUGGUGGGGUGGGGGGGACGUCGAGGGGUGGGGGGAGGUACGUAUGGAAUAG
Molecule: messenger RNA, 12626 nt
Organism: Closterium sp. Naga37s-1
Lineage: Eukaryota; Viridiplantae; Streptophyta; Zygnematophyceae; Desmidiales; Closteriaceae
Source: the annotation of a GenBank genome assembly